Acaulospora morrowiae is the source of this 882-nucleotide messenger RNA. Lineage: Eukaryota; Fungi; Glomeromycota; Glomeromycetes; Diversisporales; Acaulosporaceae. The record is from the annotation of a GenBank genome assembly.
AUGGUUCAUAAACAUGAAAUUCCGGAACUUGACAAAGAACUAAUUCAAAAAGCAGCCGCUUCGCUUCUCCAUUACGCUUCUAAGCAAAAAAACGAGAAAGACGAACAAAAUAUCUUGGCUGAUCAAGUACAAUUCGUCUGGCUCAUUGUUUCUACUCACAGGUUCUUGGAUAAUAAUAACGACAAACCUGUCAUAAUCCCAAUAAAACAUCCAUUAUACAAUUCGUCGACUGAAAUAUGUUUAUUUACAAAAGACCCACAAAAGGAGUUCAAAGAAUUGGUGGCUACUAAAGGCAUCAAGCAUAUUAAGAAGGUGAUUGGGUUGUCAAAGCUUCGUAAAAAGUACAAACCGUAUGAAGCAAAGCGCAAGUUGUGCGAUUCCUACGAUUUGUUUUUGGCGGACAACAGGAUCACGAAUCUGCUUCCUAUUCCGUUGGGUAAGAAUUUCUUCCAGAAGAAAAAGCAACCUAUCCCCGUGGAGUUAAGGAAACCUCAAAAUCUCGAAAAAGAAAUCGACAAAAUUUGCGGUUCCACCUUCAUGUAUUUUAAUCCGGGAACAUGUCUUGCGAUUAAAAUAGGUACAACGGAUAUGACGGCGUCACAACUAUCCGAAAAUAUCGAAAUCGGUAUACCAAGAAUAGUCGAUAAGAUACCGAGAAAAUGGAGGAAUAUUCAAUCCCUGCUUAUCAAGACAAGCACGUCUACGAGUCUACCGAUCUUUAAUGCCACGCCGUACAAUGUUGAUAUCAUCAGUAAGAAUGAGUCGGUUAACGAAGAAUCCGGAAUUUCCAAGAAGAAAACAACCGUAUCCAACAAAAAAAAAGAUACCGAUAAUAGUAAAUCCACACAAAGAAGACGAACAAGGAGUCAAAGGCAAGAAUAA